AGCCAGUGGGCGUUAGACGUGUUGUGAGAUGACCACAGGAAGUAAAACCCCACGGGGACAGCUGGCUACUCUCCAAGCAGAGACUCUUCUGGUCAGCUGUGUUGCAUCUCAUUCCCAUGUUGGUGUCAACAACAUGCCCAGGCGGCGUGCUUUGCGAAGUCGACGAUCAACUCUGUUUGCACAAUAAUUUCUUCGACUAGUCUGUUCCAGGAAAAGAAAGACUAUGGAAGAGGAGACACACUGGCUCCUAGUUGAAGUGCAGAAAAUGCGGUCAGAGGGUCUGUUGGUGGACGUGACUCUGUGUGCCGAGGGAAAGGAGAUUCCCUGUCACCGUCUGGUUCUGGCUGCCAACAGCGAAUAUUUCAAAGUCAUGUUCAAUGGAAGCCACAGCGAGAGCAGGAAGGGCAAGAUAGAGAUAGGAGGGGUGAGUGCAGAGGCACUGCAGCUUUUAGUGGACUAUUCCUACACAGGCACAUUCACCGUCUCAACUGACAACGUCCAUGCCCUGUUUCAAGCAGCGGACAUGCUGCUGUUUCCACAAGUCUCUAAACAAUGCGAAGAGUUUCUGCAAGAGUAUGUGAGAGAAACGUGUUUGGAAACGUGGGCGUUGGCUGACAGGUUGUCGCGUACAUGUUUAGCAGAGAAAGCGAAGAGCUGGGCACUGAAAUCGUUAGGUGUACACAAUCUGUACCUAACCAAGGAGUUUCUUCAACUUCCUUUUCAUCUAGUGAAGGCCUAUGUCUCAGACGAGGGCCUUUUUGCCAUGGAGUUUCAAGUCUUGCAUGCGAUCCUUCUUUGGGUAAAGUACGAUCUUAAAGAACGAGAAGAACACCUCAAAGAGCUGCUGAAGUGUGUCUGCUUCUCAAGUAUAGGCCAAGACCAUCUCAAGAACUUGUUGAAGGAAGAGAAAGAGUUGGCAGGUGUCCGUGGGAUCAGGCAUAUGAUGAGGAGCCAGACUGUGGAUGUGGUACCUCGCCAAAUCCUCCAGAAGAACAUGCUGGUCAUCGGUGGUGUCAGAAAAACCAUGACGUCAUUGAACGACCUAGUCUACCGACUGAAUCUCGAUUCUGAGUGCGCUGACGUGAAUCCGCUGCCGAAACAAUUUCAGGGUAGUCGUGGAAUGGCGGUGUGCACCUUCGACAAUGACGUAAUCGUGACGGGUGGAGACAAGUCUAUGUCGCAAGCGUGGAGGUACAAACCACAUCAGAACUUGUGGGUCAAGCUGGCGAAUCUGCGGACCAGACGAUACGACCACAGGAUGGCAGGUUUGGGGGAAGAACUAUAUGUAGUUGGUGGUGCCAAGAAUCGACGCAUCAGGGAAUGGACAGACGGUCCAGAGAAGUACAUGAUACCUGAUGUUGAGGUAUACGACAAGAAGAGCAACCGUUGGAAACUAACAAAGCAACUACGAGUGGCUGUGAGCAACUUCGCCAUAGCUGCCUGCCGAGGGAAGCUCUAUGUGUUUGGUGGAGAGACUGAUGAGGAUUUUGCGACUCUUGCCGUCCAGUGGUUCGACCCAAAGAACGAAAAGUGGUCAUUGGACCCGUGGUUGUUGCCAGAGGAAGAGAGUGGUCUAAGUGCGUGCACAGUUGGCUCCAAGAUCUACCUGGUCGGUGGAGUAUUAGAGGGCGUGUGGUGCUUCCAUCCGGAAGAAGAGCGUUUUGAGGCUCUGGCCGACAAACUGGUGCCGUGGGACUGCUGUAGUGCCACAGUGUGCGGGGGAGAGAUCUACAUAACCGGUGGCUUGGCCCAUGAUGAAUUCCGUAACUUGGAUGGCACAUGGGGUAACCCUGAAACCUUGCCCUACGUGCAGUGUUACAACGUGAACAGUGACACCAUGGUCUUGUGUGAGAAUCUGCCAGAGCCACUGUAUGGACACUGCACUGUAACCAUUGACAAGUAGUGGGGAGCCUUUUUGCACAAUGUGUUACUCAGCCUGAGCAUUGUUUUCAAAGUACCUCUUGUAAAAUUGACCUUGUAAGACCUGGAGGUAAAAUUGACCUUUGGUUGACCUUGUAAGAACUAGAUGUAAAAUUGACCGUGAGUUGACCUUGUAACACCUGGAGGUAACAUUGACCUUGAGUUGACCGUGUAAGACCUGAAGGUAAAAUUGACUUUGAGUUGACUUCGUAAAGUCCUGGAGGUAACAUUGACCUUGAGUUGACCUUGUAAGACAUGGAGGUAACAUUGACCUUGAGUUGACCUUUGACCUUGUAAGACAUGGAGGUAAAAUUGACCUCGAGUUGACCCGGUAAGACGGAUGGAUGUUAAAUUGACCCCAAGUAGACCUUGUAAGACCUGGAUGUAAAAUGUAUGUUUGAUAAUCUAUUUAACAUGUUUGAAAAGCCCACAUAAUGCAAACUUAUGAAACAUGUAAGCUCAUCUCUAAGUGUACAAAAUCAUAUACAAAACAACAUACGAAGUUAUCGUGUGUGAAAACUUUUAUUGCCAUGAAAAAAGUUGUCAACAUUAUUCUGUACCGUAUGUCUAAAGUUCUCGGUUCUUAUUAAGUAGUCUAACAUUCUCCCUAACACCAUAACCAAUACAAAUCAGGAGGCCAAAAGACCACAUCAGCUUGGUGGGUAAGUUAGCUGUGGGGAUGUGCAUAAUAUAUGUAAUCACAAUGAUAUUCCAGACUUAAAUGAUAUAUAAUGUUUUAAAUCACAAGGCUGAGUCAUGUCCUCUGGUAGAUGUAGGUAUAAUAAGUAUUGCAGAACUGUCAUGUCCGUAACCGACGUUUGUAUCAGUAUACGCCCAUUUGCAUAUACGUCAUUGUCAUUUUUUGCAGGAACAGAACUAAUUUUACUAUAUAUACUUACUGGCAUUUCCUACAUUUAUCCAUUUACAUGUAGUUGCAAAUGAAACAUUAAGUGGCUAUUAGUUUGUCGACAUCAGCAAAUUGUACU
Molecule: messenger RNA, 2906 nt
Organism: Branchiostoma belcheri (Belcher's lancelet)
Lineage: Eukaryota; Metazoa; Chordata; Leptocardii; Amphioxiformes; Branchiostomatidae
Product: kelch-like protein 24
Exons: 3
Coding region: 224-1903 (559 amino acids)
Molecular function (GO): protein binding
Source: RefSeq, a predicted model, not a curated record